This is a messenger RNA of Erythranthe guttata (spotted monkey flower), 1048 nucleotides long. NCBI's taxonomy places the organism in Eukaryota, Viridiplantae, Streptophyta, Magnoliopsida, Lamiales, Phrymaceae. The record is from RefSeq and is a predicted model, not a curated record.
CUGUCUCUCUCUCUUCAUCUCCCCCCUCUAAACUAGAUUUCCUUUUCUCUCUCUAAGAUCUCUCUCUCUCUACACAUUAACCAACAUAGCAUCAUAGCCCCACCGCCCCACACACAUAUAUAUAUACACACACACUCACACCCAAAAGUAGGUGUAGUUCUGUACAUUAUCUGAGAAACCCACUUCAAAUUUCUCAUAAAAAAGCAAUCUUUUUUUUGAUUUCUUUUAAUAAUUUGCAACUAACUACCCAAUGGCUGUGGAAGAAAUAUUGCAUGUUCUUGCUGUGGACGAUAGUCUUGUUGAUAGGAAGGUUAUUGAGCGUCUCCUCAAAGUUUCUUGCUGUAAAGUUACUGCUGUUGAAAGUGGGAGGAGGGCUCUUCAGUAUCUGGGGUUAGAUGGGGAGACCAGCUCUGUGAAUUUUGAUCAGGAAUUAAAGGUGAAUUUGAUAAUGACAGACUAUUCCAUGCCUGGAAUGACAGGAUAUGAACUUCUCAAAAAGAUUAAGGGCUCGUCUAAGCUGAGGGAAAUCCCGGUGGUGGUUAUGUCGUCGGAGAACAUUUUAGCUCGUAUCGAUAGGUGUUUGGAGGAAGGGGCAGAAGAGUUUCUAAUGAAGCCGGUAAAGCUCUCGGAUGUAGAGAGAUUAAGGGAUUUCGUACUGAAAGGCGACGAAGAUAAAAACGAAGGAGAAGUAUUAGCAACAACUCGCAAGAGGAAAAACCGAUCAGACGAAUCCCGUCCGUUGAUUCUACAAUCCUCGGAACCGUCGCCGCAUCAGAGUCUUCCUAAGCGCCCGAGAUUGAUCGCCACCGUUGAUUAGCUUCAACCGAUUUUAUUUGUUCUUUUUUUGGGUUUCGAUUUUCGAUUUAUGAAAUUGUGGUAUAGAAAAUUAGCUGUAAGCCAAAUAUUGCUUCUUUUUGGGAUUUCGGACUAGGCGAAAAUUAGAAAUAGGCAACCGAUGUUUUGUUUUUGUGGUGUAAAUAUGAAAUUUGAAUGAGAUGGUUGUGUUCUAUUUUGUAUAAUCUGAAUUGUGCAUUUGCCAAUUUGCAAA